Messenger RNA from Nylanderia fulva, 1131 nucleotides. Its product is annotated as FGFR1 oncogene partner 2 homolog. The record is from RefSeq and is a predicted model, not a curated record. NCBI's taxonomy places the organism in Eukaryota, Metazoa, Arthropoda, Insecta, Hymenoptera, Formicidae.
UUAAUUAAAAAACAGCGAACAGCAACCGGUAAACUCGUCGUCGAAAUUAAUCAUCAAUCUUUUUAACAACCACAAGAUAUAUUUAGGCCACUUGAACGUGAAAUUUAGAAACGAAAAUGGUGCAACUGAAAUAGCCGAGGAACAGUACAGACACAAUAGUACACGGGACCACAUACAUAUACCGUGCACCAGGACACGCGAAGGGAAUUAAAAAACUUUGCACGACCAUCUUUCUCCAUAACCUCGACGUCGUCGGAGACGUUUCGUCGACACCGAAUGAACUUUGCAGUCGCGCACCGCUAACAAUAAAUCUGGACCAUCGUCAGUUGUAAAAGAUGUCUUUGACAUUUCAACAAAUUAUACUAGAUGCCAAAAAGUUGGUCAUUCGAAUUUCGGACCAUGAAAAUACAGCGGAUACUCUGAUAAGCGAGGUAGAGGCUGUAUGUGGACAGAUUGAUAAUAUGAAGCAGUAUCAAGAAGAAGUAGAUAUUUUAAAUACGGAAGCUAAGCAAAGGCCACAUUUGCAAUUAAUUGCUGGAAUCCAAAGGGAAAACAAACAUUUGAGAGAAAUACAGGCAGAAAAUAAAGAAUUGAGAAACGCAUUAGAAGACAACCAACAUGCACUCGAGCUGAUAAUGUCCAAAUAUCGUCAACAGAUGGCCUCUUUGUUACGUCUCAACAAAACUGAUUUUUCAUCGUUGCACAAUUCCAAAUAUGCCAACAUAAUAACCACUCAAGCAGAAAAAAUUAAUGAAAUGGCAGCUGUAAUGCGAACAGCUGCUGCUUUAGAUGAAGAAAAUGAAUUAAAGGAAAAGGAAGCAUUUCAUUCUUUGAAACAGGAGAAUGCCACACUUCGAGAAAUAGUCAAUAUUGCAAAUAAAUGUGAUUCUUUAAACAAAGAAUGUUCUGUAGAAAACAAAACUGUUCAAACGGAUUUUCCAAUAGAUUAAAAAAAUUCGCUCCUAGAUUCUUCCUUACCUUUUUAUAAGAAGUUGACAGUAUUUAUUUCUCACAAAAUUUCAUGACAUAUUACUAUUAGAUAGAAUCUUAUUUAUAGGCAAGAAGUGUAUGUGCAAGUUAUAGUAUGUAUAUAUAUAUAUCAAACAUUUGUAAUAAAUUGUAUAAGCCAUU